Messenger RNA from Dermacentor silvarum, 19297 nucleotides. Its product is annotated as mucin-17-like. The record is from RefSeq and is a predicted model, not a curated record. Bases 288 to 18257 code for a protein of 5989 amino acids. Gene Ontology annotation, cellular component: plasma membrane. Lineage: Eukaryota; Metazoa; Arthropoda; Arachnida; Ixodida; Ixodidae. The transcript has 21 exons. Gene Ontology annotation, molecular function: calcium ion binding; protein binding.
AUCACUCGUGCCGAGCGCGCUGCCGCCGGAGGAACCAAGCCGCCGCAUCGCCCGUUUCAGCGAGCGAGCCGCCACGGACACAGCAUCAGCCGCACCGAGGAGGGAAUACCGCCGCCGCCGCAGCCAGACAGCAGGAGUAGUAAUACCACAGGAGGAGCAGCGCGUCGCUGGGAAAGAUUGGGGACAUGGGCACCUGAGGGGCUCAGGGUGCGCGCGUGUGUGUGUGUCUGUGUGAGCGCGACGGAGUUCGUCGUCGCCGCCGGUCUGAGCCCUUCUCGACGAGAGCCAUGGCGGCAGCCGCUGCCAGCCGGAGACACCGGGUCCCCUCGGCGAUGCUGCUGUCAAAGCCGAUGCUCGUCCCGAUGCUGCUGCUGCUACUCGGAUUCAUAGCACUCGCAUCAGCCGGGAGCGUAGCGAAGCGGCCCUGGAAGAACAGCACCUCGUGCGACCCGGACACGCACUUCGUCUGUCGGAGUGACCCAAAGAUCUGCAUAGCGCUCUCCAGGGUCCGCGACGGCUCGGCCGACUGCCCCGACGCCUCGGACGAAGCUUGCCACCGGGGAGAGUUUCGGUGUCUGAGCAACUACUUCUGCAUUCCGGAGCGGCGCGUUCGAGAUGGCUGGGAAGACUGUCCCGACGGCUCCGACGAAAUUUGCCAAAAGAACGAACACCGGUGUCGCUGCGGCUUCCCUCGCUGCAUCAGCGUCGAGCGAGUCGGUGAUGGCGUCAGGGACUGCCUGGACGGCUCCGAUGAAGACAAAGAGAAAGGCAAGGCUUACAAGUGCCCCAGCGACAGCUCCUUGCAGGACCUCAUGGCCGUCGAGCGGCGUCGGCGUUCAGACUCUGAACGGAGGAGAAGGGCGCGGCAUUCGGGCCUAAUGACUUACACCGUGGGACUGGACCACCAGGCAGAAGCGGCGGAAGUGAGCGUGGCUCUGAUCGAGCCCACGGGCGCCCUGGCCACUCUCACCCGCACCGAAGUCAACGCUGAACAAACAACACUGCACACGACCGAAAUACGACGAGAGUACGUCGAGGGCACGUACAGUCAGAUCUUGUCCACCCAUUCCACGGUACUCGAGCUUGCGCCGUCCCUCAACGAAGUAGAAGACUCGGCUCAACAAGAAGGCCGAAGACAGGGGCCACAGACGACGCACGGCGUCCAGAGCUUCGGAUCACUGAGUUCAGGAAAGGUCUUUCAGACAGCCGUCAACGAGCUGUCCUCGGCUGUUACGACGGAGGUUCAGCCGACCAGGACCACACAAGCGUCCUUGCUGAGUGCAAUGCCGGGCACAAAAUCGACCACCGUAGUGGGCCUCAACAUCAAGAGCGGCCAAAUAUCGGAGCUUACCGAAGAAAGAGAUAGUGAGGUGCCAGUUAUAACUGUUACGGGUACGGAAGGUCUUCUCGUACAGGGAACAGGAUCUGACCAUGUGACGUACAAGGUUUUUACGGGUACUUACGUCAACACAGAGGGUCACGAUGCAAAGACGUACAUGUUCUUUUUUGGCAACAGACAGCUGCCGGUAGACGCUACGCCCUCACUUCCGGAAGAGGCAACGAGAUCAGAAGAAUUCGACAUUCGAUCAGGUAACCAGAAAGGCGUGGUCCUGGACAUUUCUCAUAAGAUCGGCAUACUUCUGCCCUCUCAGACUGUGUCUUCCAUUUCACCAACAGAGGCGCCCCGUUCGGACUACCUCAUUUUCGGAUCAGGUAGUGCACAUGGCGGUGAAUCCAUGACCGGAAUGCUGAUCGAAGGUUCUGAGCCCAUCACAAUAGAAGGCAUGACACGAUCUCACAUGUCGACAGCAAGCACAAUGCACGUCACGUUGAGCUCCAUGCCGGCUCAAAGUCGACGAGAAAAGAGCAGUUCUACAACUCACAAAAAGCCCACCCCGACACUCUACAGGCAUGGAAAGAAGUUCGAGCCAACGGCUACAGGCAGGAGAAUCGCCCCUAUGGACGGAGCAACAAUAAUAACAGACAAAUUCUUCCUUCCUCAGCACCUGGGUCUCUAUACAACGUCUCCUGUUUCGGACUCGUCCAGAACAGCUGACGAGUUUCUGGAAGAAGUCGAUCACGAUUACGACACUCCGCCGGUACAAGAAGAAGAGCCCGUGGUUAUGGUUAGAAUGAGACACCCGCUUAACAACUUCAACAUCGGGGCUUUCAGGCCUGAACUAUUGACACCUACGCCAGUUAAGGAUAUCAGGCCGACGAAAACGGUCGGUUCCCAUCAUGAUGAAUACACCGAUGAUGCCGGUGAUAUAUUCGCAACGGACGCUUUAAGCGGCCAAGAUAACGAGGAGAGUAAAUCUACAAAAAAGAACAGAGUGACUUUAUUUGGCUUUGUAGACUUCACGACGACUAUAUCUGGCACGGAAGUUGUGUUUCAACCGGCGGCAACAGGUACUUCCUUCGACUUCGGAAAGACUAGACGGCCGCAUGAUGAAGAUAUAUACAACCCAUUCAACAUUCCAACACGAAAACCGCAGACAACUUCAUCAUCAGUAAAGCGAAAAGAUUCUACAUAUGGCACCGAAACAAGAGAGUUCGUGUCGAAAUUAUCGAUGUUAACGUCUACAUUUAAGGGUGGCGUAGAAAUGCUGAGUACAAUGUACACAUCAACAAUCCCAAUGCUAGUCAAAUCUCGUUUGCCAAAAUAUGACGACACUGAUUUGGAGGAAUACGUUCACUCCCUCGCUGCUGAACGAAACAUUGGCAAUUCUGAAAACACGGAAGAUUACCUUUAUGACAGUCACAUACAUGAAAACCUUGUUCGUUCUUCAAGCUUCAGCCCUGAGGACCUAGAGACACCCAACUUCCUCUCCUCAUACGCAUUUUCGGCUUCAAAAGACCAAGAUGUGUCUUCACCAAUAUUUAGGCCACUGGAACCCAGCAGUUCUAUUCAGCCCUCAGAGACAGUUAUGGUAUCUAUGAUUGAAGGGUCGAAAACGGAAAAGUAUCCGGUAACACCGACGCGCCCAGCCCUUUCUACACCCACACCUAAAAGAAAGAAAACAUACAAGACUGGUCUAGUGAGCUCUAUAACAGGUACAGAUGUCAACGGUGACAUGACAACUGAAUGGACAACCCUAAUUAUUGGCACGGUAAUUGGCGGAAGGUACGCGCACGUCAUUCAAAGCACGUCGAGCAUAUUUUAUACACAGUCAAAGACAGAAAUGAUGGAAGAAGUUACAACACCAAAAGCUCCACCUCCAGCUCCUGGUCUUGUGCUCCCUAGCGACAUCCAGAUCGAAGGAGUAUCUGAUCGGGCUGUGACCGAACAACAACUUGAAGAAGGCACUGAGGCCCCGGCUCCCGUUACAGAAGAGACACCUCAAGCUGAAAGUGGUGAAGGAGCUCAUGAUUCGUUGGACGUAUACAGUAUCACUUCUAAUUUCGCUGUUCCUCUUAUAAAUCAGUCACGGGUUGUUGAAGACAGCUACGAAACAGCAUUGCCUGGGCAAGAGCAACCAUCAGUCGUAGAACUAUCAGAUGGUCUACACCUUUCCACACUAGUUCCUUCAAUCGAGCCAUCUUACACUUCACCCUCGUCAACAUCGGACGUUGCAGUCUUGACAGACGGAUUCAUUCUUCCUAGCACACAAGAGACCGCGAAGGAGUAUGACUAUGACCAGCAGCCGACGACAUCUGCAAGCCCGGAAGAAGACAAGCCGAAAAUUAUCACCAUGGGAUUUAUUUUACCUGGAGCUGACCCCGCAAAAGAGUACGAAGACGACCUUGUGCACACUGAGGAAGUUAGACUCCUGACUGAUGGCUUUGUACUGCCCGGCCAGGAUCUGCCUUCUCAACUAGGAAAUGAUCAAACGCAGAGCACCCUACAGGGAAGAAUUAUUGACACCGUGGUACCACCGCAGCAAGAAGCAGCGACAGUGACAUCAUAUCCCAUCACGCAUUAUUCUACAUUCACUUACUACACGACACUGCCAGGUCCCAGCGAUAGUAUUGUGUCAAGUAGAGAAGUCACAACGUCUCGAGUGUUCGAAAAUAGUGAGGAGUAUGAAGAGGCUCGGAAACAUGGCUUCGACACUAUCGCGCCAGAGAAAUCCAUGCUCUCACUGGAUCCUUCACAACCGGCAACACUGAUGACCACUUAUACGUACCAAAGCACCUAUACAUUGGACGGCUCAACACUUGUAUCUGUCAGCGAGAAAACUAUGUCUGACCUGCUGACUCCUUCUGAAGAAAAUGUGGAUCGUGAAAAAAUUUCGCCGACAGCCACUCAAAUGUAUCUCGAAACGUCCCCGAGCUACGAUGUUGCUUCUGGUACUGGACAAGAAGACCUACACGCACAGAAAUCAAGUGAAAGCUCCGAACCUGAUGAGACUAGUUCCUCAAGAGCGACACCGCCUUUAGAAGCGGCCCCCACAACCUACUUCACAACUUACACUUAUCUUACAACGCUCUUCAAGGACGGUACUUCCAGCGUAACAAGCAGCUUGGAAACAGUUUCAAACGUACUUUACGGCUCCUCAAGUGGUUCCGAAGACCCAGCGCAUGGUAGCUUAAAAAACAUUUCACCAACCUCUAUGGUUCCAGUGACAACAUACUAUACCACAUAUACCUACUUCACGACACUUCUCAAGGAUGGAACAUCAACCGUUACUAGCCGGGAAGAGAUUGUAUCGAACACAGUUCGAGGGAGUGAUGCUGUGAUGACGACACAUACAAGUGAUCUGAUAGAACCAACGAAGACGGACCUUUUGUCGACGGUCUAUACGACCUACACGUACUACACGACGUUCGUACGUGGAGGUAGCACAACUAUCCGGAAUCGCACGCAAGUUGUGUCCAAGGUCAAGACAAUUUCUCAACCAAGUACUAGUGAACUCAUCACAGCACCUGUUGUAUCUACUUACUACACCACGUACACGUAUUUCACUACAGUUAAUAGAGGAGGAACCAAGUCUGUAAAAAGCCGCGAGAGUGUCAAGACGAAUGUAGUUACGAAAUACCCGAACACAGAUGCCCACCAGUCGACGCCAGUGCCAUCGGUUAUAACGACCUACACAACCAUACUUUCCCCAGUUACGGUGUACCGAGAUGGAACUCCUCGAGUUUCCUUUAUAUCAAAAACGUCGGCCAUAACAAAAACUCUUACCCAAUCUUCCACACCAACAUUUGAAGAAGCUGUAGAAAGCACCAUUCAAGCUACGCCGACGGCAGGAAUGCACACUAUGUUCACAACUUACACUUACUAUACGACAUUUUACGAAGAUGGUACACCGGUGAUAUCCAGCCGAGAAGAGACGGUAACGAACAUGAUUUCGGAGCCGACAGAGACUCCUCACCUUGAAGAGACCAAGCGGAAUCUUGAAAGCAGCACCAUCGUUCGCACAUACUAUACUACUUAUACAUACUUCACUACGUUUGAAACUGAUGGAAGUCCGACUGUAACUAGCAGGGAAGAAAUCGUAACGAACUACGUGACUAUGACGCCGCAUGACAUUAUCACAGGGGUGUCACCUACAAGUGUAUCUCCCGAGGCCCAGCCUACGGAGGUAUCGGUGACGGAAGAGACCCCUCCUCUGCUUAGCUCGCUUCCCGAGGGCAUCGACCUACGAGAACUUCUUCGUAAUGUGCCGGUUACGCACUACACUACUUAUACCUACUACACGACGCUUUACAACGAUGACAGCACAGUACUGUCAAGCAGGACGGAAGUUGUUUCUAACAUUGUGGGUCCCACCGCGGCUACGGCGCCCACACUGCCCGCAGGCCUUCAGGUUGACCACACCGAUUCGCAGUCAUCACUUGAGUCAACCGAAUCGACGCACGUAUCGAGCUCCAAAGCAACAGAAAGCAGCACGAGUGAAGCUAGCUCCGAAUCCGAAUCUAUUGUCUCCGAUUCAGCUGUUCAGCAAAGCGCCACUACUGCGCCAAGCCCAUCGUUGACACCGAAACUCGAUUCAAGCUUUCAGAAGGCUUCCUCAAAAUUCCAGAACGCACCACUAAAGUUCAGGCUCAGAACGCCGAUCUUAAGAAGUCGGACAAGGCUUCCACCGCCACCUGGUGCACACAUCACCAGUGCUUUGGGGGCACCUCUGAUUGUGGUGAGGAACAAGCGGAAUGCAGAUCCAGAUGACCUCGCAGUCGCGGAGGCAAGAGGAGACCAAAUAUACGCCACUCCAGUCACGUACUACACAACGUUUACCUACUUCACUACAUACCUAAAGCCAGAUGGACGUACAUCGGUUGCCAGCAACCUACAAGUCAUUUCUUCAGUUCAUUAUCCCACUCAGCGCAUCGCACCUACCAGAACAAUAUUCCACGACCAGAUCCAUCGUACCGAGCCAGUGCGCGUCUAUCCUUCCCACCAAGGAGUCACGGGGUGUAUCCGGUGCAGAUCUGACAUAAAGACUGUGUAUGUCACUCACACAGACUACAUCACUGAGUUCUUUCAAGGACGGCCAGUGACAUCGACGCGCUACGUAACGCUUACAAACUACGUUACCGUGACGCCUGGGCAAACAGUCUACGAGCACAGACCUUCACAAGUCAUCGCCGUUCCAGGCUGUAUCCAUUGCAGACAGCAACCACGAUACACAACUCAUACCUACUACUCAACUGUGCUUGUCGCAGGUCGACCGGUAACAUCAACACGCUAUGAUACUGUGACCAACUACGUCACGGUUACGGUCACCGAAGAGCCAAUUCACCAACGAACAAGGCCGACAGUGGUUCAACCUCUGGUCCCUCACCAGCCAGCGACAGCGGUUGAUACGUUUUACACCACCUACACGUAUUUUACAACCAGUGUGAUUCACGGAAGGCCAACUGUGUCCACAAGAUACGAGACGUUAACGAACUAUGUUACGCGGACAAGAGAUGACGGAGUGGCCGGGCGUGCCAUUCAACCUACGGGCGCCUAUCGACCGGUGAUCAUACGGCCCACUCCGGUUAGAGAUACGGUGUACACAACCUACACCUACUUCACUACUAGGCUGAUUCACGGCCGACCAACCGUCGAGACGCGCUACGAGACAGUAACUGACUACGUGACUGUUACAGUGACAGAGCAGGCACGCAUUCGACCUACGCAAGUGUACAGGCCUCUUUACUCGACAGUGCCUGGCUAUGCGCCUCACCACACAGCUUACACAACCUACACUUUCUAUACGACGCACUAUUUGGAAGGUCGACCGGUUGUCGACACUCGGUACGAGACGGUCACGAACGUUGCAACCGUUACUCUCACCGAAUACGCGACGCCAGCAGUAGGGGCGCGAAUCAGGCCAGCAGAGACGGGACCAUACAGAACGUACCAUACUACGUACACUUAUUUCACGACACGAUAUGUUGACGGCAGUGCCAUAGUAAACACACGAAAGGAGACGGUGACGAACACUGUGUUUGGUGCUCUGUGCCGCACCUGCCCAGCGGGAUACGUAGAGGGCCGCUCGCAUGACGUUGGUCCACAUCACCAGACUGCAGCGAUAACGCACACGCUGGCACCGGGAUCGCAGAUCCAGCCAACGCCCACGACUUAUUACACCACUUAUACCCACUUUACAACAAUCCUCGAAGGCGGACGGCCCGUCGUCCAGACUCGGUACGAGACGUACACUGACAUUGUAUCCGGCAUUGUGCUGCCCACUAGGGCAUUGGUCGUGCCCGAGCCGAGCAAGCAAGAUCUCCAGCAAGGCCAUAUUCAGUCCAGACUAGACAACGUGCAAGAUCACGUACAAGAACAGCUACCGGUGUUUCAGAAGAGAGAGCCUUCCAGACGUCGACGAUCCUCACUGGCAACCAGAGUGCCGUUCGCCAUUACUGACAGAGGGUUGGCGCAAGCCGAGUACGAACUGGUUGGUGGACGCGGAGAUACGCUGUCCCAAGUGCCUCGACUCCGAGCCCACAGAGGGCUCUCCGAUGACGUAAAUGCUCCCCAAGCUCGGCCCGGCAGAAAGAUGCUGAGUCAUGCGUUCAUAGGAGUUGCCGUCGACGGGUCCAGACAGGAUGAAGUACCCGGAGGCGACCAUUCUGAAGAGGUAGCGCUUUUCAGCUCCGGGAUCGAGCCCUCGCUAGGCCGUGCAUCUUCCUGGUCUUUGGCACAGUCUCGAAGCCCACACAACGCAGCUUCUGAAAGCAUUUCGGACCCUGACGAAGUGACGACCAUCUCCAUGGGACCGAUCACCGAGGUUUACGAGCAACCCGCUACCGACAUCCCGGUGCUGCCAAAGCCGACCAAAGGUGGCUCUGCUAAGAAAUGGAAAGCCGAAAAGAAGCCAACUGCUGCUCCCGAUGUCAGCCCUGAGGACGACAAGUACGGCAUCGGCAGAAAGUUCAUCUCUCGAAAAUUGCAGCAGUUUGAAGAAGCUGAAGAAGAAGGUGUGAGACCAGCCGCAGAUUUCACGCGUAUUCGUGGAAGAAGUCGUGUUCGUGCAACGCGAGUGCAGCCGCUGCAUCUCUCCACGCCGGAAGCCCUUGUAGACAACAGUGGCGCUCCCCAGCCUGGCUUCGACAACACCGGUGCAGUUCAAGAUGAACCAGUUGAAGGUGGCGUGCGUACCGGUGUGCGUCGUGGGCGAGUGUUUCGAAGACCUGUGCACAGGAACAGAGCAAUCCUGGACGGCUCUUCACCAAAUGAAUUCAGGGGCCCUCAUGGCAGCUUCAUUCGUAGAAGACCGCCUCAUAUUGUCCAAGAUCCUGUGGACCUGAACCCGAUUCAAGAGCAAAGCUCCGCUUUUCAUUUUGGUGACGACCAUCAAGCCUACAGUCCAGGUAAUCUUCUCGAAACCCCUUUGCCUGCUCUUUCCUCUCAUCAUCUUCUUCCUUCUCCUUCUUUGGACAAUUUCUUGUCGUCUUCCUUUGUGGGUGGUGGAUACUCCUUCUCGGCACCGGAGGUUGUGGCUACUCUUACUGACCCUCUGGCAUCUCCACCUAAUCACGAAAUCACGGCGGAUGCGGUUACUCUUUCGGGACUGGAAACAUCUGCACUCCCCCAAGGCAGAGUGAGAAGGAUCAAGGUUCUUAGACCUGCCCCUCAUGGUGAAGGAUCCCUUGGUGACGGUUCAAAGAAGGUCCGCCGCGUUACGGUAACUCGGACGUUCUCCCCGGCAGGUGCACCGACCAGAUAUGAGGACUACCGGCCGCAGGUCGACACUCCAUUCAACCAGGACGAUGGCGGAUUUAACCACUUUGGUCCGCACCAAAACGUAGUACCGGUCGCUCAACAACCACAGCAGCAGCAACCACAAGACGUGCUGAGAGUUCCUGCUGAGGUAACGCAGCAAGCUGGUUUAGGACAUGGCGUCCCCUACGAUCACUUCGUCACAGGCGUGAACCAGCAGUCAUUCCCAGGGUUCAGUCCCAACGUCCCCUAUCAGUACUCGCCCCAUGUGCCACAGCAGUUCGCCCAAGCAGAGCCGUAUUCACCUCGCGCGCCUGAGCAAAACGAUCGUUUUACGCAGCUCCAGCCAGUGCAGAACUUCGUUCCCGUAGCCGAGCAACCUCCUGCGCACAACUUGAACAAUCUGCCUCUAGAGGCCCCUGUUCCUCCUCCUCCGCCACCACCAUUGCCGGAACCUGCGUCACCGACUCGAAACUCACGCCGAACAGUGUUUAGAAGAAUUCGGCCGACUAAUUCGAAUCACCACGGAGAGAGGAAGACGUCGCUCGUGCGGAAAACGCGGCCUAUUGUGUCCACACCCGCGAUUCAGCUGAGCUCUGUUAAUGUCGAUCCGACACACGUUUUUGUGUCCGCCGACUCGAUAGAUUUCAACCGAAUUCUGGGAUCGUCACAACAGUCCCUCGAGUAUUUCGGACCCGCUUCGCAAGAGUAUUUUGCCCCUGUGUCGCAAGAGUAUUUUGCCCCUGUGUCGCAAGAGGUAUUAGCGCCCGUGUCCCAGCAGUACUUCGCACCCGCGUCGGACCAGUACCUUUCUCCGGUUUCCAGAUUUCCUGAACCACCGCCUGCUUUGCCUCCAGUCUCGACGGAACCUACAUUUGACCCUCAUUCGGCGGCACCCAUCGAACAGAAUCAUGAAAAUUCUGCCGACCUAGUGGAAGACACAACACCUGCCUCCCAUCAAUUCAGGCGAAUAAUACGUGUGAAGAAACCUGGGGAAGGUAAAGGCGGUCAAAGGAGAAAGGUUGUCUUGAACAGGAGACCAUCAAUUAACAGCCUCCAGGCGCGUGGUCCAAUAAACAACGGAAACAAUGCGAAUGAACUCGUGCCCCCAAGUGUUGCUGGGCCUCCGCUUGUUUCAAGCCAGGUGUUGUCACCAGGGCAAGAAAGUGUCGGCCCAAGAGUGUCGCUAGAGAUCGGCGCUACUGUGCCGCUUACAUAUUACACUACGUUUACGUAUUUGACAACCUUCCUCCACGGAACAGACACUGUUUACAACAGCAGAGAGGCUGUCCUUUCUUCAGUGGCGACUGAGACUUUGGAUUCUAAUAUAGUGAACGUCAUUCAGAACCAUGGCGGCUUCACGACAGCGCCUGAUGGGGUUUCAACUGUUCAUCUAGGAUCAAGAACGAAAGGAGCGGCCACAACAAUUGUUAAUUUGGAGUCUCGACUUCAAAUAUUCAACAGCGACAUCUACAAGGUGAUACACCCGACGCCAACAGCACAGACAGAGGCUACAUUCAAGACAGAAUCACCGGUCCUCGAGCGCAUACAAGAGCCGCAGUCCCCGCACCAUAAUGCGCCGGGAGGAGAUGAAACAAGCACUGUGCAAUUAACGGACCUCUUUACUGCUCCAAGGACAUUUUACACUCUUUACACGUAUUACUACACGCUUUUUGAUGGCGCUGAAACAAAGAAUUCUGUCCGAUCUGAGAUUUCAUCAAGUGUCGUAUCUGAUAACAGUCCGUUCCGGCCUCCCAUAACACAGACAAAAAUCAGGAAUGGCCUUUUGCCGCUUGGGCUUGAUGUGACAACCGUCCACCUCGGCUCGCGAAACGUAGAUGGAACGACAACCGAGGUGAAUUUGGGGAUGCGUACAGUAAUUAAAUUUGACAAAAUUGUUGACGCUGAUAUCGGACAAAUUCACGAGGACGUUGCUCCGACUGCAUCGUAUUACCCGAGCUUCGCAACAGAGGCUGUGGACAACAAAAUUGAUUUCAUCUCUAACCAAGAAAGAUCUUCACUUCUCGCUGACGCUCUGCAGCCGUCUUAUGCCAUAGCUAAUGGGGACAUUCAACCGACAAGCAACAUUCAUGCGACACCAGUAAUUCUGUUCCCCGUGGACGAAUCGACAAACGCACCAAGGGCCAAGGUUAGAAUCGUCACUUCACGCGUGAAGCCGGCAGGUAGUUUGAAGUCUGGCGUGUUUCAGGCUGCUCCUGGCGUCAGGGUUCGCAUUAAGCCUGUUGUGAAACAUCUGGAGGAUUCGGCUACUUUUAGCGCCCCGCCAGAAUUGUCGUCAAGUCACGUGUACGAGCCCUUCAGCUCUUUCUUCAUUACGUCACCCAACCCAAGUACUGAGGUGACUGGAGAUGAGCCUCUUUUGUCGUCGGCCAUAUUCCCCUUGACGACUCCGGAAGACCAAGAAGUGCACAGGGGCAAAAAGAGGCUUAAAGUGACGCUUCGAAGACCAAUUCCAGGGGAUAAACUGGCAAGAACAAAUUCCUUGAACACGAGAUUUGUGAGACCAUCUCGUUUUGAAAUUACCACAAAGCCUCGAUUUUACGUUGUGACACGAACGAACGCCGCGGGUGUGGCCAGGCCGACGAAGAAUCCGUUCAAUGUGAAAGUUAGUAAACGACUCAAGCCGACAGACCUGAUUCGAGCAACUCCUUCUGUCAUCUACGAAACCUUUACAACGACGACAUCGGUUCCCGUCAUAUUUGGAUUGCAGACAAGCUACAAGGAAGUCGUCAUCACGGCGUCGACUCCAGUGACGCUGACUGCCUCACCGACUUACGGCGUGGACGAUCAUGACUUGAUUGAACCCUCCCAGACGGUAAUGCUGACGUACUUCACCACAACUACGUUCACGGUCCCGUACACUCUGGGUGACCAGACUCUGUACACGACUGUUCUCGAAACGAACUCAAGGGUCGUCACCGAGACUGUAGCUGCAAGUCAUGUCGUAGAUGCCCUUCAUGCGUCGCACUUCCCGGAAAUUAUUGGAGACCAGAAUGCCCAACUCAUUGGAAGAGGAGCUGCGCCGAAACAUGAAUCAUCCUUGAACCUGUUGGGAUCCCACUACCAACAGAGGCCCGGACUAUCGACGCGAGUCUCUGACGGCGUUACCCUUAUUGUUGCCAGCGGAGGUGAUGGAGAGGCCACUACGCAUCUAUUCCCCCAUCAGCCCACGCCUUACACCCUGCAGCCCACCUUGCUUCUGGAUGCAGUCUUGAUGAAGGAACACUUUGAUGGUCACAAUGUGACGCCGCAGCCGUACUCUGUGUCGUAUAGCACGAAGACUUUGUUCACCACGUACACCUAUUUCACAACAUUCUUUACAGAUGACUCUUCAUCUAUCGCAAGCUCCGAGCAAGUUAUUUCGAACACUGUUACAAUUCCGGUUACGCAGAACUUGUACCCAACUAUAACGCCGUACUUGCCCGAGCCUAGAGAGCCAAGCACGUACUUGGAGACAAGUGAGCGUGUAGUGACGAGCACUUCAUACAACACGUUCACGUUUUAUGCCACUUUGUUCAAUGGUUCAAGCUCCGUGGUCACGCCGUUUGAGGAAGUCCAGUCACAGGUGUUCGUCAUCACAGAGUCCUUCACAAUUACGCGAACAGUGCAGCCAACGUUGUCGAUUCAACCGCAGUCAACUCCAAUUUUCUCACGCCCCGAACCACAGCAGAGCUACCACUACCCAGACCAGGAACAGUACUUGUCGCAACAUUACUCAAGUCAGCAGCCACAACUCUACCAAGCCAACGACAUCCUUAAAUCACAGCAGCUGCAGCCGUCAACAGUUUUGAGCACUUUGUAUUCGACGCAAACGAACUUUAUUACAUUCUUCCAAGGAACAAGUACGAUCGUAACCUCCAUUGAAGAGGUUCUUUCAGACAUCGUUACUAUCACCAUUCCUCAUGGUCUGGCUACUCCUGUCCUGUCGUCUCCCCACUUGCCUUCUCCAACGACCUCGGUUCCAGAAUUUAGCACAAGGACGUAUCUCACCACACAGACACAGUACGUUACAUUCUUCAGAGGAACCGAGACAAUACUGUCUUCGAUUGAAGAGAUUGGUACGACAGUUGUAACAGAGAGGGCUGGUUCCCGACCAUCCGUCUACUCAAGGCCAGUUUCAACACCUGCGCUGCACUCCUUCGCACCGGUUAAAUCUAGCACGCCAUCUUUCGUACUGCCAUCUCUCACAGGUGCUCCAGCAGAUUUGGUUCCCUCAGUAAGGACUUAUUACACUACAUAUACGUACUUCACAACGUUCUACACUGACUCAAGCUCUAUUAUUGCUAGCAGAGAAAACGUUGUCACGUCUCACGUCACUUUGUUUGUGCCACGCGGAUCUCUCACGUCCUCAGUGAGAACGACGCCACCUACAAGAAUACCCUCAGUUGCUACGACCACAUCUUCCUUGACAAGUUCUUCCUCACGGCCCACAACGACCUCUACAUCUCGUUACACGCGGCCAACGGCGACUACACCUCCCUACGACACAAAGUUGUACACGACUGGUACAACGUAUACUACAUACACUUUCUAUACCACGCUGUUCGGUGGUCAAGACAAGAUCGUGAUUUCGAGCGAACAAGUUGUGCCGCAGAUUGUGACCACAAGGAUAGGCUCAAAACCAUCAACUACGUCGUCACGCUUCAGACCUACACCUACUGUCCUGACGCAUAUGACUACUUAUACCUACUUCACCACCCUCGUUAGUGAUUCAGAGACCAUUGUGUCAUCGUCAGAAGAAGUUAUAACACAGCUUGUAUCGACCACCAUAUCGCCGUCUUCUUCAACCAGCUUCGUUCCAGAGGUGAAUAUCAUUACUUCUUCACUGUACAAGCCCGUCAAAGAAGAGAAAGUGGAACCGUCCAGCAAAACAGGAACAAGCCAAUCAAAGAGGCCGUCUUUCGGUAGUGGUUUUAAGCGUCCUUCAACUGGCUUCCACCAGAAGUCUUCUGUCACGAUUUUUGCUUCGUCCAGUUUUAUCCCUAGUUCUUCCCCGACGCUAACAACAGUGACGCCAGCGUUUACAAUUCUCGAGUCACCAUCCAUUGAAGAAGAAAGCACAAGGUCAUCGAUGGGAGUCUCCACAACAGUUAUCGAUGGCUCUACCGUCAUCUUCUUUACUGACAUUGCUGCCAGUCAAGAAGAAGAAACGGAUUCCAUUGGUUCUGAUUCUGUAUCUUCGCUUUUCACAUCUUCAAUGCUCUCCCCAGUUUUUGUACCUUCAUCGUCACUCUUCCCAGAAAUCCUCGAAAGUUCUUUCUUUUCUUCGCCGUCAGUUGCUGCACCUGUCACAUCUACAACCAUUCUGGAAAGCAGCACUAAAUAUGUCGGUCACGACAACGAAACAACCACAUUGGCGCCAAGCAUUACAUUAUUUAUGGUCACUGGCACAGAUGGCUCUCUAACAAGGCUCACAGAGGCAACAUUCACAUCGCGAACGCAAGAUGUUUCUCCUAGCAAGGCAGCAGCACCUGCGAUUGCCGACAUUGUUGCCACGGAGAUACCAUACUUGCAAGCUCCAUCGCCGUCUUCGCCUAGCUCUGGAGCUAGUGGUAGUCAGGUAGGCACAAGUUCCCCGUCGAAGCCAAUAAAACCAGGCUCCAUCAUCGACCUUGCGGACGUGCUUGGAGGAAAUGCAAACAUCGGCGGAAAUAUUGGGGAAGCCAUCAAAGGCAUUGUUCACCUUUUGUCUAAUGGCAAGAAGAACGGUACUGACAGUGAUCUCCAACCAAGCCAAGUGAAGGAGGACGUGCCCCUUCCACCGAGUGAUGGCGUGACCGUGAGUAACAUUGAAGAGCCCGUUUAUAUCCCAGUUGGCGCGAUUGCGUCCGACAUGUCGGCCGCUGAGCGAAGUCAGGUGCAUAGUGACUCGUUCGAUGGUCCAGCGUUGACUUCUAUCCUGCACGGAAAGCCGUCAAUUAUGGGAGAGGGCUUCCACACAGACGUGUUUACCGGCGCAGAAACAGUGUUCCUUCUUCCUACGGACGCUCACUACGACGAUGACGCAGCGGACGGAGAGGGCGUUCCGGAACGCGUUGACAAAGAUACAUCUGUCCACCUUGUCGGAAGCGUUCAAAAGGCGUCGCUGCCUUCCACGGACGCCACUCCGGCGUUAGACGCUAACACGGGUGUCAUCACCGGAGACAAGACCAUUUUCUUCGACGACUUUGACAAACUCACUGAGCUCACACAGAGGGCGGAGGACAGCAAGGGCGAUGCCACGAUAUCGGACCCGAAAGAACUUUCCAAGGUCGUCGGCGUCCAGACCAUCUUCUUCCCCGACACCAGCGUGCUCCAAUCUUCUCUCGCAAGCGAAGUUCAGAUCACAGGAGCAACUACCAUCUUCGGAGAGGGCUUCACACCCAUCCUGCCAGGCACGCAAGAUUCCUCAGAGACACUUGUCUCUUCCAUUCAACCUACUGUCGUCGGCGGUGCCAAGUCAGUCAGCGGCGCUACUACCAUCUUCUUCCAACUCGAUGGCGAGAGAGUUCCGAUACUACCAUCCGUGUCCACGAGCUUGUCUACCGUGACGCAGUACGUCACAAGUGUGGAGUCCUUCACUCGAACACUCACACUGACGACGACGAAGGUGUAUUACACGAGAGACAGCCCGCUGACGAUAACGUCCGUUUUCACGACGACCAUCGCACCGAGGACUUUCGUGUCGACUAUUAUCGGAAGUCGCACCAUCCUAGGCACCUUGCCCGAGCCUUCCGCUUCAGUUGAGGCCCAGCUGACGACGCCUCUGCCGAGCGAAGUCACCACGACGGUCACCACGACGACCCUCAUCUUCAACUCCAUCACAACGACCGUGGUUCGGACGUUGGUGCUCCCAACGGAAAGACCGGAACCAACUAGCUCCUCUUCCAUCGCCAACCUACCGACGACGUCUGUCCUAGUAACGCCCGAGGUCAGGGGAAGAACUCCGGAGUCCGCCGACAGCAAGUCCCCUCCGACGUUGCGCCCGCCUCAUCGGCGCCCCACGACGCCUCGAACGACGACUGCGGCGCACGGCAAACGACCGGUGAUUGCGUUCAGAGCACCAUCGAGGACUCCAGACACGGCAAGCACCAAGCCGAUGCCAACCGGGCCAAAGUUCAAGAUACCAUUCCCGAAACCACCGACCACGACAACGACCACACCCAAGCCGAGCAGGCCGCCCAAGUCCAAGCCUGGAAAGGUGACGCCUAUCGACGGCUAUCCGCCAGUAUGUCUGCCAGGUUGCAACACGGCGAACUACGAGGUCUGCCGCGAAGCGUUGGAUGGCACGUGGCAAUGCAUGUGCAAGCCUGGUUACGGAAGGCAGGACGGCAACAAGACCUGCACAGAGGUCGAGACGUACGUUGUCAUCCUUCGUGUUGUCAAGAUGGGAGAAUCGGCAGUGUCGUAUAGUACGGAACUCUCCAACAGCCUUUCGACCGAAUUCCAACAAAUUGCCGACGCAGCUAAGAAAGGAAUGAGCGACGCUUACAAGAAGACGGAUGUGGAGAGCCAGUUUGUGACGUCGAACUUGAACAGCAUCUCGGCGGCGGACGACUUGGACACCGCCGACAGCGCGCCGCAGGGCAUCCUGCUGAACUUCACGGUGUCCAUGGCGAGGUCAGAGGCCAUCACUUCCGAGGUGAUACGUGAACAGCUGACCCGGUCGCUGCGCCAAUCGAACUACAGCAUCGGGAAGAGCCCGCUAUUCGUCAGCCCCAACGUUCACGCCGUCGCCGCUGUUCAAGAUUACGACGAGUGUGGUGACUUGGACGCGAACGACUGCAGCCGGUUCUCUGUCUGCGUCAACUUGCCGGGAACGUACACUUGCUACUGCAAGAGUGGCUUCGAAGACCUCGACCCGCUGCGACCGGGCCGUGUUUGCUCAGGAGAGAUCAAGAACUGCGACCACUGCAACGGCCGCGGAACAUGCCUGGUGAACGACGAAGGAAAGAGGAGCUGCCGCUGCAACCGCAUGUUCCUGGGACGCCGCUGUGAGAUCAACGGUCUCGUGCUGGCGAUCGCGCUGCCGAUCGCGCUGGCUCUGCUGGUGAUGAUGCUGUGCUGCCUGGUGUGCCUGUGCCGCCGUUGGAAGCGCCGGGCGCAGCGCGCCAAGGGACCCUUCCGGCUGGGCGCCGUCAGCCCGCUCGGGGGCACGCUUGACAAGAAGGCCAUGAUCACCGACACCUCGAGCGAGAGCAGCGGAGAGCAUGCGCUCAAGCACUCCUACGCCUUCGACGGCUUCAUGGUUGGACCAGGACCCGGAAGACCUCUCAGUUCCGGAGCCAUCGACACGCUCGGCCGAGACCAGGUGGACGUGGGGAGCAUGCAGAGCAAGCUGCUUUACGUCUUGGACGGUUCGACUGGCAAUGUUCGGCAACCAGCGGACAGCAAGUCGGACGAAGGCCGCUUUGCAACGCUUCCGGACACCAACACUUUCAACCGUUGGAAGAGCAGUCAAGCCAAGGAGGAAUCCACGGGAGCCAAAAAGAAGGGGUCCAAGAAAUCUAGUCCUGCCUCGAGCGAGAAAAAGGCGAGCCCACCAGCCACGGGGACGGCGCAGCGUCGCCCCGAUGCCCCGGCACCUCCCCCACCCCCGCCACCGGCGCCGAUCACUCCGGGCACGUCCCGCUGGCUCGAUAGUUCCAAGCGAGCCGCCGAGCGCCAGCACCUCGUGCAUCAGAAGCAGCAGCAGCAGCAGCAGCGGGGACAAAGCGGCGACGAUGCUCCCUCGCAGCCGUCCACUUUCUCUCGCGAAAUGGACAAGUUCCGAAACACCAUGACCGGACCGUCCGACGCUGGCUCACAGCAGCCGCAGCAGCAACAGCAAAGCGAGGACGCCUACGGCACCAAUACCUUCACCAAGAAGAGCACAAUCUCGGAGACGGGCCGAUCGUACGACGAGACGACCAUCCGGCCCGCAGUGAAGAGGCUGCGGCCGCCCGACGCGCCCGACGAUGAUGCCGUGCCCAGCACUUCGCGCGGCGGCGGAGGUGGUGCCAAUUUUGGCGAGGAGAACAGCCGCUUUGAUGACUCCGGAAAUGACGUUGCCCCUUCAGCUAGUCCAAUCCAGGGUCUUCGUGCCGACGCCUCGAGAAGGCGAAGGACUUCCAAGUCGGGUUCGUCGACAGGAGACUCGGAUGUCGUCGCACGACCUUUUUAGGAGCUUUUUGGCCUAGGACACGUCGGCGUUCUGCGGUUACACCAGAUUACGAUGAAUUGCGCAUUAAUCCUAAUCAGAUAAAUUAACGACCAAUGAUAGCGGGUUACCGACUUUGCAAUUAUGAGAGGAUAUGUUUCUCACAUGCUUCGCGCAGGUUUAGACUGUGCCUUUGUUGAACACAUCCCCUUUCGUUCAUGUCUUCCUUGCAACUAUCUACUCCCUUGAUGUUUCCGCGCCAUGUUCUCAAGCGGUAUGAAUGGUUGGGCUACAAAGGAUACAAAAGUGGCUUUGGAUGUGAGUGCUGCGAUAUCUGUCGAUACUUAUCUGAUCGAUAUAGUUUCUAUCUUUCUCUGCACCGUUUAUUUCUCGCUUCAUAAGCUAAGCGCAACUGUAAGCUCGCCCUUCUGACAGUUUCCUUUGUUCGACGAAAACUUAGGCUUGCCAUAAGAAUCGCUCACGCGUGCGCCAUUGUUUUGUCAGCAAGCGCUUGUACAUAAUAGAGACUAUCAUUGCCUUGUUUCAUUGUAUCAUAAUUUUAACCGGAAUGUGCAUAUGUAAUUAUAAGAAGCCUAGGUAUUUUGUUUUUUCUUUCGCUUCAAUCGCCAGCUUAUGUUAUGUAGCUUCUAUCGAUAUUAAGCAUUUUUUUAUUUUGUUUUUUUUUUACAGAAACUGAGAAAAUCAAGUUUUAGCAGCAUCUGUUGUUUGUGCUAGCUGCUUAAUCGAAGUAUGGCUAGCUCCACAGUAAGGCUUCCAAGAUGAUGACGUCACUAAUACUAAGGCCACAUGUUAUGGCGCAGAAAUAAUUCGUCGCACUUGCACACCUGGCAAAGAGAGCCUGCUUUGUAAAUAGUAUUGAUCUAAUGAUCUCUCUGUUCAGCUGUUCAAGGUGCUGCCGAAUUGUUAUUUUUCCCUGGGGAGGUCAGGUAACACAUGCCAACUGCUCAUAUUCUUUUUGUGGCGUACUUCGCAGCCCUCAUUCCUUGUUUUUAUUGCAGAAAUAUUGCUAACAGUGAAAAGAAGUGAAUAAAGAUAUUUUUCAA